GUGAGUUGUCGAUACACAAUGUCUACACACUCUGUGGCGUGAGGACAUGAGAAAACAAUUCCAGAUACACCGGCAUGGACACCAAAUGCCUGUACCGAUAGAAUAUACCAGGAGAUGAAUCCCAAUAUGAAGACUCAGACACACUAUGCAACACUUGGGCUGGCCCCGACCGCAACACCGGAAGUCAUACGUGCAGCAUACAAAGCCCUGGCGCUGAUGUACAGUCCUGAUGAGACUUCGCUGCUGGCCGCUGCCGAGGGCGUCGCGCGUGCUGCUGUAUUUGACAAAAUCCAAGAGGCGUUCGCCGUAUUAGAAAAUCAGAGCGAGAGAUCUGUCUACGACGCUGAGCUUGCAAGGAACGAUGGCGAGGUCAUUGACGAAGCGUCUGCCUUCAACCAUCCUCCUCGCUCUACAUUGGAAGACUGCACAACAGCGCCUACGAUAGAGGAGCAGAAGAACUCGAUGCGCGCUCGGGUACGUGGGCAAAUUGAAUACUGGCGAGUGCUGCGCGAGAAACGCCAUGAGGCUGAGUCAUGUCUGAGUGUAGCAGAGCUCAAGAGCCUGAUGGAGAUCUGGGAAGAUGCCGGACUCGACAACGCAGCCGAUCCUGUGAUGAAGGCUCAAUGUGCUACCGUCACUUACGAAUACGUGGAGGAGCUGAUUUCUCGCGAGCGAGAGCAUGAAGAGCUGCCAGCAAAAGCUUCAACAUACAGGCGCACAACAGAGAUGCCCACAACGCCAGUCGCGAAGAAACAUCAUCCGAAAACACCAUGUGCGCCAACGAAGUCAGCCGCUCCUGCACGCACAUCGUCAUCGAAUAAAUCAGGUGUUGCUGCUCGACAUACCCGUCCUAAUUCAUCGCCAACACCCGCACCAUUCCCUCGUGUGGGCGCGCGCGCUGCCGAGCAUAAACGGGCCGAGGAAAAGCGGGUCGAAGCAGCCAAGGCUAGAGCUGGAGCCCGUAAGGAACGGAAGGCCCAAAUUGAGGCGGCCAAGCAAGCCGCCCUUGAGAAAAAGGCGGCUGUUGUUCGCACCCUCAAAGUGGAGCAGAAAGCGACAGGUGACGAACAGGCCCGUGCGAAGGCUGAGCACAUAGCAAAAGUUCGAGCUAAGGUCCGUGGAGGACCAGUUGGCAUCAAUGAUGCUACUGGUCAUCUUGUCGCUUCUGGAGAAUAAGAGGGAACGUUGUCGCAUGGGGUCGAUGCUUCCGAUGAGGGUAUGUAGGAAGACUUCAAGCUAUAAGCGGGCAAACGUUUUAAUGCAUGUGGCACCAAACACAGCGACCGCUGUUAGUGAAGAAAUUGCAGUACGCGGGCAAUUGCGUAGGACGAAGAUGCAUCAAAGCACACUUCAUGAGCGUGUGUGGUACUGGCUAUACCGUGUAGCGCGUGGUGACACGUAUGCCAUGGACGUGAUUCUCCCAUCCUCGUCUCU
Messenger RNA from Alternaria rosae, 1434 nucleotides. RefSeq lists its product as uncharacterized. Lineage: Eukaryota; Fungi; Ascomycota; Dothideomycetes; Pleosporales; Pleosporaceae. The coding region runs from base 115 to 1176 and encodes 353 amino acids. The transcript has a single exon. The record is from RefSeq and is a predicted model, not a curated record.